GGCAAGUUGGUGGUGGCGAAUUGUCCCACUCCAACUGGGAAUGGUUCAAUUUGGAUGAGCCACAACCACAAUCCUGUAAGGGAGGGCAGAUUGGGGGGGAAAGUUGGCUGGCUCUUGACCCAUAGAGUCCCGCUAGCAAGUGACAAUCUGAAGCCAGCUAUUGAUAGCAUGAAUGUUCACAAGUGAAACCUGAAUUUCUCUUAGUAAACAAAGCGGUUGUCCAAGUGUGUUGUGCUCAAUUUUACAACCUUUUCGCCACAAUUCUUAAGCAAAAUUUGUCCAUGAUGUGUUUGGAGUGCCAGACUUCAGGGCUUCAUCCCAGUGCAGCAUGUUUCUGCCCUUUUAGCCACAUACAGGCCAAACACUAACUUUAAACCAGGAGCACAUUAUUCUGUGCGAUUUUAGGGACUACACCCUAUGUGACCCCUUGCCAUUAGCUCUGCUGGUUGGAAACAAUGGGAACUGAAACUUAGAACACCUGGAGGCUCCCUGUUUGAGUAUUCCUGUCCUCAUGAAUCUUUCUAUUUCUUAUUUUUUUUAGGGAAUUGAUCUUGGGGGGAGAUGAGAAGCAUGAGAAGCCCCCCAUCAAUUUGCCUCGGGGAAGCAAGAUCCCAAUACUGGAUGUUUUCCUCUGCACCUGAGGGAAGAAAUGGCGGCUUAGAAGUGAAUUAGAUUCAUCCAGGGAAAAAGAUCAUGUCUUUGGAGCGGGAGGUGGAGAUUUCAGCCUCGGGGUUUCAGAGAGUCAUCUUUGACCUGGACACGAAGCCAGAAAUCAAGAUGGAAAAGCAGGACGUGGAGCCUGAGAGGCAGGCCCACCUGGCUGGGCAUACCGAGGCCAUAUCAAGAGGGUUGUGCCGCCCACUUCAGCACAUUAAACAGGAAGAUGACGAGAGUUUGGAGCCACAACAGUGGGAAGCACAACAGUGCAACUUUCUCGACACAUCCCCAUCUCUUCCUCGGGGCCAGGGGCUCUCCGAGUUGCCGGAGGGGAUGCUGCAGCAUGGACCCAAGGCUUCUCCAUCCAUUUUGGAAGGAGCAGGGCCUAUGUCUGACUGGGAUAAGGCAGGGAAGGUCCCCAAAGUUACACCGGACAGCAGAGACUUCAGGAUGCCGAGUGGGGGAAGCGAGGAGCAAACCGAAGGGCUCGAAGCUGGCAAUUCCGAAUGUCAACGCCAGCAUUUCCGGCAGUUCAGUUACAGGGAGGCUGAGGGCCCGUGGGAGGCCUACUGUCAACUUCGGAAACUUUGCCACCGGUGGCUGAUGCCCGAGAGGCGCACCAAGGAGGAGAUGCUGGAGUUGGUGAUCUUGGAGCAGUUCCUGGCCAUCCUGCCCCUGGAGAUGCUGAGCUGGAUCCGGGAACAGGAUUCUGAGAGCUGCUUGCAUGCAAUAGCCUUGGCAGAGAGUUUCCUCCUAAGGCAGCAUGAGAAGCCAGAUCAGCAGAUGACAGGGAUGAAGGAAGAGGAGGCAGCAGCGGAUUUCCCCGAAGGAAAAGGAACUUCUCUGGAUGUUACCCUCAGGCAGCUGAGCAAGGAGGUCAAGCAAGAGGAGGAUGGGAAUGCCUGCAUGACAGAUGACGAAGGGCAAAGAGACCACCAGGAGAUGAUGACAGAGAGAGAAAACGUCCAGGAUUUAAAAGAACCUGUCUCCAAUCCGAACAAGCCAACCAAAGAACAGCCAGAAGAGCCAGAGACCGAUCCUGUUGCAUUGAAGAGGAGAGACCUCUACACAACCAUCCUCAGGCAGCCGAUCCCCAAAGGGAAGCAACCAAGUGACAAGCUGUUCCAUAGUCUCAACAAGCAUCUCCAGGCCCACACCGGCAAGGAGCUGUUUGAAUGCUCCGAUUGCGGGAAGGCCUUUAUUUCCAGAGCCGGCUUCAUCGUGCACAUUCGAGUCCAUGGCCGGGAGAAACCCUAUGAAUGCUCAGAGUGCGGGAAACACUUCCGCCGCAGUUCGCACCUCAACAACCACAGCAAAAUCCACACCGGGGUGAAGCCCUUCCAGUGCUCGGAUUGCGGGAAGACCUUCAGCCGUAGUUCCAGCUUGGUUUCCCAUCAGCACAUGCACACGGGGGAGAAGCCCUACCACUGCGCCUCCUGCAGCAAGCAGUUCUGCGACAAAUACAGCCUGGUGCGCCACGAACGCCUCCACACUGGCGACAAACCCUACAAGUGCACGGAGUGCGGGAAGAGUUUCAACCAAAGCCACCAUCUCGUCACUCACAAGAGGAGCCACACGGGUGAAAAGCCCUAUGUGUGCUUGCUGUGCAGCAAAAGCUUCUGCGAUCGGUCCACGUACAUCCGGCACCAGAAGAACCACAUGGGCGAGAAAAUGUUCAAGUGCUCUGAGUGUGGUGAAAGCUUCAGCCGGAACAAGCACCUUCUCCGGCACCGGAGAAUCCAUACGGCCGGGGAGCUGUACACCUGCUCCGAUUGCGGCGAGAACUUUUCCCGUCAGUCGGGCUUGAAAAUGCACCAGAAAAUCCACACGGGGGAGAAACCCUACGAAUGCGGGGACUGCGGGAAGAAAUUUAACCGAAGCACCAACUUGAUCAGCCAUCAGAGGGUCCACACGGGAGAAAGACCGUACGGUUGCCCCGACUGUGAGAAGAGAUUUAGUCGGAGGACGCACCUCGUGAGCCACCAGAGAAUCCACGGGCAGAAGAAGGAAAUGCCAGAAGGUCUGGCCACAGCAGGUCUGCAUCCCCCUGCAGCAGUUUUCGUGCCCACGCUGUUCAUCACAACCCUCUGAGAUGAAUCAUUUAAUUCUGAAGGAAGACCUUUACCAAUUUACCUCUUCGGUAGGAGCAGAGUGUCGCUGUUACAGCAGAAUGUCA
This is a messenger RNA of Notechis scutatus (mainland tiger snake), 2833 nucleotides long. The record is from RefSeq and is a predicted model, not a curated record. NCBI's taxonomy places the organism in Eukaryota, Metazoa, Chordata, Lepidosauria, Squamata, Elapidae.